Molecule: messenger RNA, 2611 nt
Organism: Pogona vitticeps (central bearded dragon)
Lineage: Eukaryota; Metazoa; Chordata; Lepidosauria; Squamata; Agamidae
Gene: CDC42EP1
Product: CDC42 effector protein 1
Biological process (GO): Rho protein signal transduction; positive regulation of actin filament polymerization; regulation of cell shape
Cellular component (GO): plasma membrane; cytoplasm; cytoskeleton
Molecular function (GO): small GTPase binding
Source: RefSeq, a predicted model, not a curated record
CGCCCGCGGGGAAGGGACGGCAACAGCAAAAAGGAGGGGUUUUACAACGUCGUUGGUAUCCCCACCCCGCGAGUUGUGGGGGCAAAAAAAGAGACGGGGGGUCCUUGGAUCAAAACGUACAGUCUCCUUUUGGUGCAACUCUGAUCGAGGUGGGGAGAAAUGCAGCCUUCUUAGAAAGCCGAAGAGGGGGAUUUCCCCCCACCACCACUUUGCCCAAGAAAAGCACAUCCUUUGGCAGACAUCCAGGAUCAAGACGUUUGACCUGAGUUUCUUACCCUGGCUGUUGUGACCUGCUGCCCCAUCUGUUAGCCAACUCCCACAUUCAUGGGAGGUAGAAUGAGAGAGAGGGCGGGCCAGAGAGAGAGAGAAGCACUGAAGACAGGUUGAACGGAUUAACAUUAAUCCUCAAGAUUUGCUCACUUCCAACCAGACAAGAACAGCUACCGGUUUAACUGCAGAUUCCUUCAGCACUGCUCUCACAACUCAAAGUCCAAGAAAGGCCUCAUCUGUGCCCUUCCCACCUGCAUUCCUGGAUGGUCCAGACUUUUAAAAAAAAACCACCAAAAACAAGCCAGCUUGGUAGCUUUAUGAAAUCUGCAAAAAGUGAGCUGUCCAGAUGGACCUGAGAGAGGAAUGAAAGUUAGAUGCCCACUCUCUGCAAGAAAUCCAGAAGUUCCCUGGCAGGUUGGUCUUGAUUCUUUCAAGAGCAGAGGAGGGAGAAGCAGUAACAGAUGUGAUGGGGACAUCCAAGAAGAUGACUGCUUAAGAAGUGUGUGACCCCACUGGAGUGUGACUACACACAUCUCUGGGGUGGAGUCCAUCUUUUUAAGGGACACACCAAGACAUUCCUGAAACUGGGCUUUCCAUCAACGUGCUUAGAGAUGAGUCUUGGGAAGCUACCAGUGAUCGGCUGGGUGUCCAGCUCCCACAGCAAGCGCCGUUUCAAAACAGAACUGACGCCGGACAUGAUUAGCCCCCCACUGGGAGACUUUCGUCACACCAUGCAUGUUGGGCGUGGUGGAGAUGCUUUUGGGGACACUUCCUUCCUCCGUAACCAUGGUGGGGAAGAAGCCAAGCCGAACAACUUCUUUGCUCGGACACUAAGACACGUACGGAGAAGCCCGCUCAGAAACAGGGGAAGUAGGAGCAAGGAUGAGGCCUCUCCGUUGCCUCCUGCCAUCUCACCCAUCAUUAAGAACGCUGUGUCUUUGCCUCAGCUUAACGAGGGGAGCUACAGGAAAGAUAGUUUGGGAGGUUUUGCCUUCAAGAGCACUCCCAACAGCUUCUCUGACUAUGGAUUGGAAUCUGGAUUCUGCACCAUUCCCCGUGUUCCUCGCUCAGAGAAGACUCAGGAGAACACCAGCUUUGCAGAAUCAGCCCUGACACGUUCAGACUCUUUGCUGUCUUUCCGCCUUGACCUUGGUCCUUCCUUGAUGAGUGAACUGCUUCAUGUUAUUGGCCACAGUAACAGAGAAGAGGCUGAAGGAGAGGAAAGCCAAACUCCAGCCAGCAGUGACAUUGUCCCACCUCAUCACCUGAAGGGCAGCCAGGUGGAGGACUCUUUGCCCUGGAGAUCAAGGUCACUUCAAGCCAACUGUGAAGACAGAAAAGCUGAGUCAAGCUUCUGGGGUCACUCUGAGACUGAUUCAUCCUUGGGACACUCUGUAUGUACCAAUGGGGAUGGUCAUUCUCUAGAGUUUUCUCAGGAAGAGUUAUCCUGUUCUCAGGGCAGGCUCCCCAGCUCUGAAUUGGGAGAUGACUGCUCUAUGGACAUGAAAGAAUUCAGCCAGGCAACCCCAGUUUUAUCUGGCCAUUAUGGCAUGGGAGGUGGCUACCACCAGGGCCUACAACAGCAAGAUGAGUCAAGGAGUCAGACUUCAUGGGAAAGCUCAAAUGUCCAUACAUGGCAUUUGAAAGUUGGACAGGAACACAAGGCUGAGUGGUGCCAGGAAGCAGAGGAAGAGGAAGAAGAGGAGGAGGAGGUGGAAGAGGAAUUCUACAGAGAUGGGACAAGUAGUGCUAGAGAAGGGCACAGCAGUUCCUUUGAAUAUGUGGAUGAGGAGGAAGAUGAUGAAGUUAAGGUCUGAAUAGCCAUAAACAGUCUCUUGUGAUCUUCCAGGAGAUACCAGUGUUAAAAGGAACAGUGCAGGUGACAAGCUGACAUUCUGGCAGGUGUGUGAACUCAAAGGUUUGGCCUUAUUUGGAGAUUAUCUAGAUGGUCAUAGGCAGGAGAAGAAGGUAGCUGAUUCCUCUGCUUAGCUCUCCCCCUUCCCUUCCCUGCUUUGGGAGUUUAAAGGAAAAGAUGGAGCCAAAAGGGAACCAUACAGAGCUGGCACCCAAGACUCGGUUUCUUUUUCAUUGAAGCGAGCAUUGAAAGGUGUUAAAUGAAUUCACAUCUUCCUUCAUUGGCUCGUACUCACUGACUAAUAUUCCCAUUUUGUCGCUGUGUGUUGUGCCCUGAUCCCUUCCAUGAAAAAGAAGCUACCAUGUGAAAAAGAUCUUCCACAUCUUGGUCAAAAAAUUAUAGGAAAGAAAGUAUAAAAGGUAAAGGUUCCCCUUGACAUUUUUAGUCCAGUCAUGUCCGACUCUAGGGGGCGGUUCUCAUCCCGUU